This is a messenger RNA of Lottia gigantea (owl limpet), 717 nucleotides long. RefSeq lists its product as hypothetical. The record is from RefSeq and is a predicted model, not a curated record. The transcript is spliced from 2 exons. Gene Ontology annotation, molecular function: galactosylceramide sulfotransferase activity. Gene Ontology annotation, cellular component: membrane. Gene Ontology annotation, biological process: glycolipid biosynthetic process. NCBI's taxonomy places the organism in Eukaryota, Metazoa, Mollusca, Gastropoda, Lottiidae. The annotation marks the transcript as partial.
CCUCAAAAUAAUAUCGUGUUUAUAAAGUGUAUGAAAUGUGGAACAGAAACUCUUGCUUCUAUCUUGCGAAGGUAUGGAUAUGAACGAAAUCUUUCCUUUGUUUUACCAAUAAACAAAAGGAUAUAUAUUGGAUGGCCAUAUCAAAUAAGUAAAUUUGAUUACCGUCCUGUUAUUAAAGACUUUAAUAUGUUGGUGGAACAUGCUAUUUAUAAUAAAACAACAUUACAAAAGAUCAUGCCAUUUAACACCAAAUAUAUAUCAAUAAUUCGUGAACCAUUCAGUCGCUUUGUAUCUUCAUUUUAUUAUUUUAAUAUUCAAAAAGUUACUAAUAUAACAUCAACCAAUCCCAUUUCUGAAUAUUUAAAUAAUAUAGAUAAGUAUGAGAUCAAAUAUAAAAGCAAUAAUGCAAAAUUUCUUGAUUUGAGUCUGGAUCAUAAGGCUGUAGAUAAAUUUAUUGAUCAAAUUGACAGUGAUUUUGAGUUAGUUUUAAUAAUGGACUAUUACGAUGAAUCUCUGGUACUAUUAAAACGUUUAUUAUGUUGGAAGUUACAAGAUAUAGUAUAUUUGAGAACUAACAAUGGCAAGUAUGGGGGUAGUAAAAGAAUCGAAUUCCAUCGGACGCCAACUAAUUUACACUUACAUCAAAAUCAUGAUUUUAUUGAUUAUAAAAUAUUUCAUCAUUUUAAUCAAACAUUAUGGAAAAAAAUAAAUCAACAA